CAGGGUACUUAACUAAACCCAUCGUCCGAAGCUUGAAUAAGUUAGUUGUAGAGAUCAUAAUAUAAAACCGAGAUGAAGGUAAAAGUUAAGCUUAUUUUAGUUGUUAUCAUGGUGGUGAUGAUCAUUGUAUGCUCUUGUUCGGAUGCGAGGACUACCAUUCCACGUGAAAAUAAUCAAGAAAACGAGAAAAUAUCCCGAGAGAUGAUUGGGAAAGAAGAAAUUUUAACUGAGAAAAUAGAGCACCCUAGAAGCAGUGUGGAGAACCACCAUUACAUCCCAAGACAAGAUUUCAACAACUAUGGACCUGGAGGCGAUAACAAUGGAGGCGGUGGGGGAUAAUCAAAUCAAAUCGUGAAAACUAAAUCAAUAUAUAUAUAUAAAUAUUAUAUAACAAAUAAAACUUAUGGAUGUAUAUGUGAAAUUAUAGUGUAUGAGGCCAGCACACUGUAUAAAGUCCUCUUCUGUUUAAUAACCCUUCUAGAUAUGAUCCUUUCUUAGUUGUUUUGUACUGUCUUUUCCCUAUAUAUAUAUAUAUAUAUAAGAUAAUCUGUUUGAAUAAAAACAUAUUUCUAAAUUCAUCAUUACAGAUGAAUUU
Messenger RNA from Eruca vesicaria subsp. sativa (arugula), 595 nucleotides. The record is from the annotation of a GenBank genome assembly. Lineage: Eukaryota; Viridiplantae; Streptophyta; Magnoliopsida; Brassicales; Brassicaceae.